Molecule: messenger RNA, 1770 nt
Organism: Cinclus cinclus
Lineage: Eukaryota; Metazoa; Chordata; Aves; Passeriformes; Cinclidae
Gene: MMP17
Product: matrix metallopeptidase 17
Exons: 10
Coding region: 1-1770 (589 amino acids)
Biological process (GO): collagen catabolic process; extracellular matrix organization; proteolysis
Cellular component (GO): extracellular matrix
Molecular function (GO): metalloendopeptidase activity; zinc ion binding
Source: RefSeq, a predicted model, not a curated record
AUGCUGAGCCCCGCCGCCCGGCACCGCGCCCGGCACCGGGAGAUGCUCCUCGUGCUCGCUCUGUGGCUGGCGUGGCGAGAAGCACCUGCGGCGCCUACCCCCGCGGCGGAGGACAUCACCCGGGGAGUUGACUGGCUGACAAAAUUUGGGUAUCUGCCUCCUCCAGACCCUGUCACGGGGCAGCUGCAGACGCAGGAGGAGCUCACCAAAGCCAUCACUGCCAUGCAGAGGUUCGGGGGGCUUGAGGCCACAGGAGUCCUAGAUGAAGCCACCCUGGAGCUGAUGAAGACCCCUCGCUGCUCUCUGCCUGACCUCACCAUUGAAGAGUCCAGGAGGAAGCGAUUUGACCAGGCUGUCACCAAGUGGAGCAAAAGGAACUUGUCCUGGAGAGUACGCACCUUCCCAAAAGAGUCCCAUCUGGGCCACGACACUGUCCGAGCCCUGAUGUACUAUGCCCUGAAGGUCUGGAGUGACAUCACCCCACUGAAUUUCCAUGAAGUGGCAGGAAACAAUGCUGACAUCCAGAUAGACUUCUCCAAGGCAGAUCACAAUGAUGGCUAUCCCUUUGAUGGGCCUGGUGGGACCGUGGCACAUGCUUUCUUCCCUGGAGACCAUCACACAGCAGGGGACACUCAUUUUGAUGAUGAUGAAUAUUGGACUUUCCGAUCAUCAGACACUCAUGGGAUGGACCUAUUUGCUGUAGCUGUCCAUGAGUUUGGCCAUGCCAUUGGCUUGACCCACAUCUCUGCCAUAGAGUCUAUCAUGAGACCCUACUACCAAGGUCCAGUGGGAGAUCCUCUGAAGUAUGACCUGCCUUAUGAGGACAAAGUCCGGAUCUGGCAACUCUAUGGAGUCAGGGAAUCUGUGUCACUCACAGCCAAGCCUGAAGUAAGUAAAACAGAUGACCAUCCAAUCCUGCCAGAGCUACCAGAGAAUCGCUCCACUGUGCAGCUCAGGCGGGAUGUGUCCAACAGGUGUAACACGCACUUUGAUGCAGUGGCCCAGAUCCGGGGAGAGGCUUUCUUCUUCAAAGGCAAGUACUUCUGGAGGCUGACUCGCAAUAAGCACUUGGUCUCCCUCCAGCCGGCUCAGAUUCACCGUUUCUGGCGGGGUUUGCCACUCAACCUGGACAGCCUGGACGCAGUCUACGAGAGAACCAGCGACCACAAGAUUGUCUUCUUCAAAGGAGACAGAUACUGGGUCUUCAAAGACAACAACGUGGAGGAAGGGUACCCACGGCCUAUUUCAGACUUUGGCCUGCCCCUGGGAGGAAUUGAUGCUGCUUUCUCCUGGGCUCACAAUGACAAGACUUAUUUCUUUAAGGACAAUCUCUACUGGCGCUAUGAUGACCAUGAGCGGAGGAUGGAUCCUGGGUAUCCUUCAGAGGCCAUCCUGUGGAAGGGAAUACCCAGGCCUUUAGACGAUGCCAUGAGGUGGUCAGAUGGUGCAAGUUACUUCUUCAAGGGCAAGGAGUACUGGAAGGUGCUGGACAGUGAGCUGGAGGUGCAGCCCGGGUACCCGCAGUCCAUCGCCAGGGACUGGCUGGUGUGCAGUGACAUGCAGGCCGACGCCCCCGAGGCAGCUGGGAGCAGCAGGACUGGGGCACGUUCCAGGCCAGGGCAGCACGACGAGAGCCGCUCGAAGAACGGCUACGAGGUCUGCUCCUGCACCUCGGGCACCCCAUCCCUGCACCCUCACCCCAUACCCAGACUGACAGCCAGCCUCAUGCUGGCUGUGUGGACAGCAGCACUGGUCUGUGCAGCCCUAUGA